Messenger RNA from Rhincodon typus (whale shark), 466 nucleotides. RefSeq names its product conserved oligomeric Golgi complex subunit 6-like. Gene Ontology annotation, biological process: intra-Golgi vesicle-mediated transport. The record is from RefSeq and is a predicted model, not a curated record. Lineage: Eukaryota; Metazoa; Chordata; Chondrichthyes; Orectolobiformes; Rhincodontidae. The coding region runs from base 45 to 386 and encodes 113 amino acids. Gene Ontology annotation, cellular component: COG complex. The transcript has 2 exons.
CGGUGAGUUGGCCCAGCUGGAUUGAGAGGCCGGUUUCCUGGGAGAUGGCUGAGUGCAGAGUGGAGGCGCCGGGUCCUAUCCUUAUCCCUGUCCUGGACUCAGGGGUCGGCGGAGGCGGCAGCAGCAGUAGCAGUAGCGGCAGGGAGGCCACCAACAAUAACCCACUGGCCAGGAAGCUGAAUAAAAUAUUGGAGACCCGGCUGGACAGUGACAAGGAUAUGUUGGAGGCUCUUAAAGCCUUAUCUGUGUUCUUCACCGAGAAUAGUUUACGCACCAGGAGAAAUCUACGAGGAGACAUAGAACGGCGUAGCCUGUCCAUUAAUGAAGAAUUUGUACGUGUGUUCAAAGAAGUCAAAGAGGUACAUGUCAAACAUCUCUUACAAUAAAAAGGAUUAUGUUAUGUGAAGUGAUGAUGGCAAUUGGAUUAUAAAUUAAGUAUUUUUUUAAAAUCAAAAAUAAAGUUGCA